AUGAUGAGACAAUAUUCAUCUCUGGUUCUUGUCUUGUUGUUUGUUUGCUACAUCUCUUUCUCAGAAGCUCUUACUGGUUUCAGUGUUGAACUGAUCCACCGUGACUCACCAAAAUCACCCUAUUAUCGUCCCAACCAAACUCAGUUCGAACGAGUCAUGGAUGCCGUGAAUCGUUCCAUGAUCCGUGCCAACUAUUUCAGAAAAUCUUCCGUGUCCCUGCAAGAUAUAGCCGAGACGAAUGUAGUAACAAUUAACGGUGAAUAUCUGAUGGGCUACAAAGUUGGAACCCCACCAUUCGAAAUCUUUGGUGAAAUUGAUACGGGUAGUAGCCUCAUUUGGAUGCAGUGUCAACCAUGUGAGAGCUGUUACAAAGAAACCAGACCUGUAUUUGAUCCUUCCACUUCCGCCACAUAUGACCACCUCUCUUGUUAUUCUCUGGAAUGUAAACUAGAGCCAUUUACCUUCUGCAAACCAGAAAUAGGGGAUAAAUGUCUAUAUAAUACUGUGUAUGAGGAUGGGUCACGAUCAAGUGGAGAGCUUAUUAUGGAGACCCUCAUUAUAGGCUACACUGAUCCUCCUUUCAGAUUUCCAGGCAUUGUGUUCGGAUGCGGAAACAAAAAUAGUGGGUUCUUUCAUGCACAAGCCUCUGGUGUAGUUGGCCUUGGAACUGGACCUAGCUCCCUCAUAAAUCAAUUACCAGACAAAAUAGAUAAAAAGUUUUCGUAUUGUUUUCCACCCAUGUUCUCUCGAUCCAGUUAUUCUAGCAAAAUCAAUUUUGGAGAUGUUGCUGUGGUUUCUGGGGGAGGGACUGUCUCAACCCCUAUAAUCCCAAAAGGCCAGGAAACUUUUUACUACCUACACUUGGAAGCAAUCAGUGUGGGAAAUAAGAGAAUAGAGUAUGUUUCUAGAGAGUUUGCAAACAUCAUAAUUGACUCAGGGACAACAAUAACCUUUUUGCCGAAGGAAUUUUACUCACGGGUGGUAUCAGCAGUGGCAGCUGCAAUUCCAAAUAAGCCUAUGAAAAUUCCACAGAAACCUUACACCCUAUGCUAUGCAAGUCAGUUUGGUAAACUAACAGUACCAGUAAUCACAGCUCAUUUUAAAGAUGCAGAUGUGAAGUUGUAUGCUAUCAGCACCUUUUCUACUAUGGCUCCUGGGAUAUCAUGUUUUUCUUUUCUUCCAGGUGAAACUCCCAUCUUUGGAAACUUGGCACAACAAAACCUCAUGGUUGGCUACGACGUCCACCAGAGAAAAGUCAACUUUAAGCCCACAGAUUGUACCAAACAGUGA
Molecule: messenger RNA, 1290 nt
Organism: Sphenostylis stenocarpa
Lineage: Eukaryota; Viridiplantae; Streptophyta; Magnoliopsida; Fabales; Fabaceae
Source: the annotation of a GenBank genome assembly